Puntigrus tetrazona (Sumatra barb) is the source of this 1613-nucleotide messenger RNA. RefSeq names its product farnesyltransferase, CAAX box, alpha (gene fnta). The transcript is spliced from 9 exons. Gene Ontology annotation, cellular component: cytoplasm; CAAX-protein geranylgeranyltransferase complex; protein farnesyltransferase complex. The record is from RefSeq and is a predicted model, not a curated record. NCBI's taxonomy places the organism in Eukaryota, Metazoa, Chordata, Actinopteri, Cypriniformes, Cyprinidae. Gene Ontology annotation, biological process: protein geranylgeranylation; protein farnesylation. Gene Ontology annotation, molecular function: CAAX-protein geranylgeranyltransferase activity; protein farnesyltransferase activity. Bases 77 to 1207 code for a protein of 376 amino acids.
UCAGGCGUGACUCUGCCUUCACGCGCCUCUCAGCUCCCACAGUCCUCUGCACAGUUAGCCAGGUGCAGUUCAAACAAUGUCUUCUGUUGAAGAAAUUUCCAACUCCGUGGAGGAGAACUUGGAGGAGGACGGAGUAGAAGAGGAGAACACCGCAGAGGAGACGGAGAUGGAAUACGAGGAGCCCCUUAAAGGAGGCUAUAUAUUCUACAGGGACAGAAAAGAGUGGGCCGAUCUAGAACCUGUUCCUCAAGAUGACGGACCAAACCCUGUCGUCAAAAUAGCUUACUCAGAGAAAUUCACAGACGUGUUUGACAUGUUCAGAGCGCUCCUGAAGAACGAUGAGAAGAGCGAUAGAGCGUUUGCAUUGACUGCUGAAGCCAUCGACCUCAAUGCUGCAAAUUACACCGUAUGGCACUACAGGAGAGUUUUACUGCAGGCUCUAGAUAAAGAUCUGAGAGAAGAGAUGAAGUACAUCACAGCCAUUAUAGAGGACCAGCCCAAGAACUACCAAGUCUGGCAUCACAGGCGGAUGGUGGUGGAGUGGUUGAACGACCCGUCCGAAGAGCUGCAGUUUAUAGCAGAAAUUCUUAGUCAAGAUGCCAAGAACUACCACGCGUGGCAGCACAGACAGUGGGUCAUCCAGGAGUAUAAGCUGUGGGAUGGGGAGCUGGAGUAUGUGGAGGAACUGUUAGAGGAGGACGUGAGGAAUAACUCCGCCUGGAAUCAGAGACACUUUGUUAUUAGCCACUCCAGCGGAUACUCCGACCCUGCCAUCCUCGACAGAGAAGUGCAGUACACCCUGAAACAAAUAAAGAAAGCUCCUCACAACGAGAGUGCUUGGAACUAUUUAAAAGGGAUCCUACAGGAUGGUGGCCUUUCCUCAUAUCCUGGCCUGCUGAAUCAGGUGUCAGAGCUUCAGGACACGUAUAGUUCUCCAUAUCUCACUGCUUUCCUGGUCGACCUCUACGAAGAUGCUCUGGAGACCAACAACUCCAGCUAUGACCAGCAAGAUACACUCAACAAGGCUUUGGAGCUUUGUAAGCUCCUGGCCGAGGAGAAGGACACCAUUAGAAGGGAGUACUGGAAUUACGUGUCCCGUUCUCUGCAGAACGCGUACGGCUCAGGUGACCCUGUUUCGUCCUCCUCCCCUGAGCCGCCACCACCUCCCUCAUCCCAGCAGCCCGACAUGGAGGCCAGCGACCCUUGAGGAGAAACGCAGGCCUGGACACAUGCUUAGGCAGAGAAAUUAAGACACGAUAGACUCUUUACCUUUGUAUGAGUGCUUGCAUGUGCGGGCUUUAACAGCAGCGCUUGUAAGUCAAAGAACGGUGUUAAACUCAAAGUAGCCAUAUGCUUAAACGCGCUCCAAGUGAACUGUACAGUGAAUGAAAUGGACUGGGAGUUUGGCAGUUAAUCAUAACAGUCACACUUAUGUUUUAGACUACCAUCUAAGUUUAAAGUGUCAUUUAUCAAAACGAAUACAUUGCUGACAUGCUUCAGGUGUAGUCAGAAACUGUUCUUGCCAAAGCAUUUUCUGUUCUGUUACCAAACUCUGCUCAGACUGUGACUGUACACGCUUUUUGUAUGUUAAGAAAUAAUAAUGGAUGAAGCUU